This is a messenger RNA of Labrus mixtus (cuckoo wrasse), 2202 nucleotides long. RefSeq names its product glucose-induced degradation protein 8-B homolog. The record is from RefSeq and is a predicted model, not a curated record. Bases 72 to 788 code for a protein of 238 amino acids. Lineage: Eukaryota; Metazoa; Chordata; Actinopteri; Labriformes; Labridae. Gene Ontology annotation, cellular component: nucleus; cytoplasm. Gene Ontology annotation, molecular function: protein binding. Gene Ontology annotation, biological process: proteasome-mediated ubiquitin-dependent protein catabolic process; positive regulation of canonical Wnt signaling pathway. The transcript is spliced from 4 exons.
CGCUGCUCUUCAUGUAGGUACAAACUGUGACCGAGCUGUGUCAGUCUUGCUCACGUUUCGCUGUGUCUCCAAUGGCUUCUCCAAUUUCCAGGAUCCCAAUGAUGAGUUAUGCUGAAAAGCCUGAAGACAUCACAAAAGAAGAGUGGAUGGACAAAUUAAACAAUGUGCACAUACAGAGGGCGGACAUGAAUCGGCUUAUUAUGAAUUACCUGGUGACAGAGGGAUUUAAAGAGGCAGCAGAGAAGUUUCGGAUGGAGUCGGGGAUCGAGCCAAGUGUGGACCUGGACUCUUUGGAUGAAAGGAUAAAGAUUCGAGAGAUGAUCCUAAAGGGGCAAAUACAGGAAGCUAUAGCACUCAUUAACAGCUUACACCCAGAGCUGCUAGACACCAAUCGUUACUUGUAUUUUCAUCUGCAGCAGCAACAUUUGAUUGAGUUAAUCAGGCUAAGGGAGACUGAGUCAGCACUGGAGUUUGCCCAAACGCAACUGGCCGAGCAGGGAGAGGAGAGCCGCGAGUGUCUUACAGAGAUGGAGAGAACACUAGCUCUUCUGGCCUUUGACAACCCUGAAGAGUCGCCCUUUGGAGACCUGCUCAACAUGAUGCAGCGGCAAAAGGUGUGGAGCGAGGUGAACCAAGCCGUGCUGGACUACGAAAACAGGGAGUCGACUCCCAAACUGGCGAAACUUCUGAAGUUGCUGCUGUGGGCACAGAAUGAACUGGACCAGAAGAAGGUGAAAUAUCCCAAAAUGACUGACCUCAGCACGGGAACCAUCGAGGACCCGAAGUGAACGCCCACACAGACAAGAACAACCACCUUCCACGUCCCCCUAAUUUAUGAUCAGUCAGUGACUGUGUGACAACCAGGUAAUAUAUAUGUAUAAACAGAUGCUACAUUGUUUUUUCAUGUUUCAGUCAUGAGAGGGAAGACAUCAUUGUGCAAUCUGUAAAUUGCUGUAUUUGCAAAUUGAAAGAAAUGAUUUAGUUUAAAAAAAAAAGGAUCAUGGAUUCUUACAUUGAUCUCAGAAAUAAAAAAACACAAAUUGCUGUUAUAUAUUUUAUCUUUCUGAAGCAUAAGCUAGAUGUAUUAUUUAUUGUGACCAUCAUCCCCACGUGACUUUUUUUUUUAUUGCCAGAAAUAGAGAUAAUUAUAUAAAUGUUAAUACCUGGGCGUAUGAUGAGUCACAACCAGGGUUUCAGAAGAUGGCGGGGGAUUCAAGUCGAAUUUUUUUUCAAAUUUAAACAGCAAACAGUUAUUUUUUUUCUUUUAGUGAAGAUAUGUUUACAUUGAUAUGACACACUGCAAGAAUCAGUAAUAAUUGUACAAUUUCAUACAUACAAUGUGAGUAUUUUUCAAUUCAAUGGAAAUAUACACUUUAUUAAUGUAAUAUAGCGUUAUAAUUAAUAUAAUAUUUUAUUUGCUAUGAUGUCCGAUGAUUUGCUUAAGAAACCACCGCUUGCUUUCUAAACCUGAAAAUUGCCUUGUGUGUGAGAGAGAGAGAGAGGGGGUGGGGGGGGGGAGAGAUACGUCCUGACUGAGGCUUUGAACUGAGAGUUUAGAGUUCAACUACCUUGUAGUGAUUUAUGAGUCUGCAGUGAGGAAUGCCCACAAAAUGCUCCAAAUGGGACAAGUUUUGGUUUGAUGUUACGGGGGGAGAGGAUAAUAUUCUGUGAGUCCCUCGAUGAAGGGAGGGUUUCAAAGCUUAGGAAAGGCUGCUCCAUUCAAGAUAUGCUAAUGAACGACCGGUCCUUUUAAAGCAACUCCUUUUAGUCUCAUUUUUAAAAUCUAUUCAGAGUGAAACUGAUACUCUUGUUUUUUGGCUCUGUAUUAUUAACCACAAUGAUCAAAAGCAUUGACACUUUGAAUUUAUACAGGCAUUUUGAAAAAGGUCACAUAACUUGAUGUCCAUUUUGCCACUUUUGAAAACCGUUAGUAUUUUCACUUUAAAUGCAUGUAUAAGUGUAUCUUUUUUUUUUUCAAUGGGAGAAAAUGCACCUGUGUUUAUUUUGUUUCAUUUGUUUACUUUUAUAAAAAACAAAAUACAAACCUGCUGCUAGUUGUCCAUUCAUAAUAUAUUUUUAGUUGGUAUUGUCUUUAUAGUUGUGGGCAAAUCCUGAGUCCCAGAGAGCUCACACCUCUUUUAUUAUUCAACAUUUUUAAAAUCUCAGAUUUGCAAUUAUUAAAAUAAAACUUUUGUGAACCAU